CGACUUUUACGAUUUUAAAUUUGUGAGUGAGUGUUCUACUCUACGCAUGCCACAAACACAGAAUAAACCCUUUUUAUUUUUUAAUCUCCACCUGCUAUAAAAAAUACGAAGAACGAAGCCCCUAAUCCGGCCCUGCCGCUGCGGCCUAUUGACACUUGACAAGUGACACUUUUCAAAAAUGGCGUUAUGUCAAAAGUAGGCGUAACGUGAACCUAUUACCUAACAUUAGCAUUCUCAUUGAUUACUUCCUCUUGCGUGAUCGCGACUGAUAUUCCGGUGGUUUCGAAUGUCAAAUGAGGGUGAAAUGGCGACGCAAGAAUCGGACGCUGCCAGCCAUCUACGUCGCCGCAAGUUGGUCGAGUGCGCCCAAGAAAAAAUCGAGCAAGGUGAGUUCGGUGGGUCGUCGCUCCGCCACCAAAGCCCCCUUUCCGCAGCCUCCGAGCUCCUCAAGAAGAAGAUCCCCUGCGCUGGCCACUUCCUCGCCCCCAAGCGGCUCUGGCUGAAGCGCGUCUCGACGCCGAACUGCGACGUUGUUGUUGUUUUCCCGCCCGGCGCCGAGGACUCCGUGCUGCUGUGGCUGCUGUCGAAGCUGAGGCAGUCGCCGGGGCUCACGGUGCACGUGAGACACCAUGCUUCCACUCAAAGCAGCGCCUUUUACCUCACUGCGCCCUUUUCGAUUUUGCUCAAAGCUGCUGAAGAGUAUCAUCUUCCAAAAAUCCUGAAGGAAAACAAGGGGGGCGGCUUGAAGGAGUUUCUCAUGCAGGACUUCCAGUCGUAUGAGGGUUCAGGGAGCGAGGAGCACUUCUUCACUACGGAGGAGAGACAAUGGUUGGUGUUGCGGCUGUUGGAGAGCAUUCGGGCGAAGAGCAGUGACGUGGAGUCCAUACCUGGAUUGGCGCUUCUAGAAGGACAACCCAUUGUUCCUAAGUGUCUAACCUCUGGAAUUAUCUCACAAGUGUUUCCCUUACACGAGCCUGCCGCUUUAGAACGUCUGCAGAACACGUGGGUUAGGGAUUUUUGUGCCAGGCAACCACUAGACGAAAUAACCGAAUACUUCGGCGUGAAAAUCGGCAUGUACUUCGCCUGGCUGGGCCACUACACCACCGCCUUGAGCAUCCCCGCCAUCGUCGGCUUCUUCUUCUGGCUCUGCUGCAACGGCAAGCACCAAACCCUCGAGGACGUCGGCUACGUGCUCUUCUCGGUGUUCAACGUCGUGUGGGUGACCACCUACCUGCAGGCUUGGAAGCGCUACUCGGCCGAGCUGGCCUUCCGCUGGGGCACGCUGGACCAACGGGACGACCUGCUCGCCGAGCCACGCCCCCUGUUUCGGGUUGCGCGACAUGUUAUGAUAUGUUCCCAGGGGCCCCUGCAGCCCAGUCCGGUCACGGGAAGGCUGGAACCGUGGCAUCCGGCGUGGAAGAGGCACGUUUUCAGAUACUGCGUGUCGGUGCCGAUUAUUGUGGUGUGCUUGUCAACGGUGUUCUUCGUGAUGAUCGUGUCGCUGCAGAUACAGGACUGGUGGGACGGCCUGCUCAGUUCGAAGGGCCUGCCCAUGUGGCUCGGCUACUUGCCCAAAAUCAUGUUAGCCGUGGUAAUUUCUCUCAUGGAUGAGGCCUACUUCAAAAUAGCCAUUUGGCUGAACGACAAAGAGAACUACCGUCUUGAGACGAAGUACGAAAACCACCUCAUCGGCAAAGUGGCCUUGUUUCAAUUUGUCAAUUCGUUCCUCUCAUUGUUUUACAUCGCUUUUUAUCUGCAAGAUCAGGCGCGCCUCAAGGAGCAAUUGGCCGCUUUAUUGAUAUCCAGACAGGUGAUCGGUAACCUGAAAGAGUCCGCUUUGCCCUACAUGCUAGAGCAUAUGCGUUUAGCCAAAAUGAGUUUUGACUUGUGGGGUGCUUUAAGUCCACAAAGUACCAACAGACCGCCGCCGGGAGAGGAGCAGGAGAAGGAUAAGGAGCAGGUGCCGGAAGUGAGGGAGGAGCCGGCGGCGGAGCAAGCGAACAAGAGGAGCAUGAGCCAGGCGGAGCUGGAGAGCUCCUUGUAUAAGUACGACGGGACUUUCGCCGACCACCUGGAGAUGACGAUGCAACUGGGAUACGUCAUUCUCUUCUCGUCAGCGUUUCCGCCGGCUGCGCUCUGCGCUAUGUUUAACAACCUGGUGGAAAUACGCAGCGACGCUUUCAAGCUGGGUUACGUGUGCCAGAGGCCGUUCGGGCAAAGGGUGCCCAAUAUAGGGACCUGGCAGAAUUGUAUGGAGUACAUGAGCAUCAUGGCGGUAUUGGUCAACUGCGCUCUGAUUGGUCUAUCGGGACAGGUGCAUCGGAUGUUUCCGGAUAUGACCGCUACUCAGACCAUUCUGCUGAUCGUGGCCUUGGAGCAUAUCAUGCUCGUGAUCAGGUUUAUAAUCACGUGUGCCAUACCCGACAUUCCCGGUUGGUUGGCCACUGAGAUGGCAAAAAUCGAGUGGGCUAGGCGCGAAGCGAGCAGGCUUCCCAACACUUCGACACCUUCGCCUGAAGAACUAUCAGCGAAGCUCAUUGGAAGAUUUUCAGUUUCCCCGAGUCACAGCCUCGUCACCGGCAACGAGAGCAAACUCGACAUGAAACUGCGCGAAAUGUCGGAAACCAUCAAAGAAAAAGAAUCGGUGUCACAGAACGCCACCCCCGUCCCCACCCCCACCACGCCGGCCCCCGCCACCCUCCACAAACCCGUCUCCAUCACCCCCGACAGCAUCCAGCAGAUCCCGCCGUUCAAACCGCGCAAAUCCAAAGAGUGGGUCCCGCCGGAGAGCGAGCACGCCCACCACCUCACGAUCGGGCCGAGCGGCGGGGCUGAGUGGGCCAAGCGCCUCAAGGAGGAGACCGACAUACAUCGAAGCACCGACUGCAUAACCCCGAAGGACGCCUCCAGCUCGGACUCGGACCUGCUGAAGAGCAGCCCGGUGUGGCCGCCGCGGCCGCGCUCGCCGCCGCACCACAGCAGCCCGCCCGUCCGGGCGCGCCCCGCCCCCGCCGACUCCUCCCUCAGCGACAGCGCGCGCAGCGUGUCGAGCCAGGAGGCGGACGAGGCGGCGCGCGCCGCCGAGGAGCUGGCGGCGAAGAAGACGCGGGUGAAGCAGAGUUUGAUGAAGCGCGCGCGCUCGGUCGCGAUCUUCUCGCUGAAGCUGAAGGAGCGGAGGGCCAGGGAGGCGCAGGAGAAGGCGGCGAACAAGCCGGUCACGCCGACCACGCAGCUGCCGCCCCCGCAGUGUGGGGGCGGGGAGCUGUCGUGCAUACCCAUCGAAAAGCUCAUUCAACUGGAGGAUGUGAGACGUAACGCGAGGCCUACUCAGAGCGGAACUUUGUAGCAACUUUGCUCUUAUCCAGUCAUCGUGUAAGCAUUCCUCAUACAAAAAGUAGAUUUCUGUUUAAUCGACACGAACUUGCAUGUUUCUCAAUUUAACUCGGGUGAAAGAAAAUUUGUGAAUCGAGCAAUAACGUAGUUUAAACAAUAACAAAUCAAACACUGAUUGACAAGCCAGUUAACAAUGGUAAGCUGAUUUUUAGAUAUUUAAACAUCAAUGUUAAUAGUUACAUAAGAUUGUUUUUAAAUUAUUUUUUUAUAAUCAGUAGGUGUAUGUUAUCCUCACGUAGCGGUAAGACUGUAACAAUAAAUAGAGUAUAGGGCUGGAUUCUGCUUGGUUGCGUAGCGGCUGUAGUUUCGUUGGGUUGACUGUAGACCCUCAUCCACUUUCGUUACCAUUUUUACCACAUUUAGAGUUAAUGAAGUUCGUCCAGAAACGUAAUGCAUUGCCUUCUUUGCGGCCAGUGCGACCCCGCUAGGUGCAAAAUGGCGCCGGUUACUCGGGCGCCAUUUUCCACCGACUUAGAACUGGCCGUUCAAGUAUUAUUUUUGACGUUUUACAUAGCGCUUAUCAAUAGUGGAAAACAAUAAGACUGCGAAAUAUUUUUGUGACAUUUAGUACGAAGAAAUGCCUUGGUAUUGUUAUUUGUUCGAUUUUUAGCCAGAUUUUAACGAUGUGAUUAUCCACAGCAUUAAAAACAUAACAAAAAAAAUGACAAAUUCUGUGCUUGUCGAACUUUCAUGUUGCUUAAAUGUUAAGCUUGUUGACUAUGUAUUUAAUAAAAGUAAAUGUUUAUUAAAAAACGUA
Zophobas morio is the source of this 4150-nucleotide messenger RNA. Its product is annotated as anoctamin-8. NCBI's taxonomy places the organism in Eukaryota, Metazoa, Arthropoda, Insecta, Coleoptera, Tenebrionidae. The transcript is spliced from 14 exons. The record is from RefSeq and is a predicted model, not a curated record. The coding region runs from base 287 to 3346 and encodes 1019 amino acids.